This is a messenger RNA of Linderina pennispora, 1027 nucleotides long. Its product is annotated as SMAD/FHA domain-containing protein. The record is from RefSeq and is a predicted model, not a curated record. Lineage: Eukaryota; Fungi; Kickxellomycota; Kickxellomycetes; Kickxellales; Kickxellaceae. The transcript has 3 exons. The coding region runs from base 102 to 755 and encodes 217 amino acids. Gene Ontology annotation, cellular component: nucleus. Gene Ontology annotation, molecular function: protein binding; mRNA binding.
GUGCCCGCCAGCAAGUGAUUGGGUAAAUCAGACACCGACCAGCCAGCGCCGUGCCUGCCCUUUCGUAUGUAGCCUUGGAGAAUAUUCCUUUUAUCGUUAUCAUGUCGCCCAGAGACCGCGAAAAGGCACGGCGCCAGGACAGACGGCGGCGAUCGCGCAGCCCAGCGGCAACCGGGGAUGGUACCAGACGGCGGCGUUACGUGAGCGAUCACAGCUCGCCCACUCGCAAGCGUGAGGAUGCAGCACGGCCUGGCAGGGGUCCACGCAGGCCAGACAACGAAAAAGGCAAGUCGCCGCCCCCUGGCUCGGACAAGGCGCCAGAGAUUAAGCCGGAUUUCGGGCUCUCAGGCAAGCUGGCGGCAGAAACCAACACGGUGAACGGCGUGGUGCUCAAGUACGCCGAGCCGGCGGAGGCCAGGAAGCCCAAGGACCGCUGGCGUCUGUAUGUGUUCAAGGACGAGAAGGAGGUCGAGCUGCACCAUGUCGACACGGCCAGUGCAUAUCUGUUUGGCCGAGACCGCAAGGUGGCGGAUAUUCCGACCGACCAUCCAUCGUGUUCGGGCCAGCAUGCAGUGCUACAGUUUCGCCAGACCAGCUCACGCGCUAUCAGGCCAUACGUUAUCGAUUUGGCGUCAACCAACGGGACGGUUUUGAAUGGCGACCGGAUCCCCGCCCAGCGAUACGUCGAGCUGCGCACCAAGGACGUGAUCAGGUUUGCGUUCAGCACCCGCGAAUACGUGCUGCUGAGCGAGUAGGCUGUCCUAGCUGACUCACCACCCAGGCCGCGCCGGCUUCUUGCUGCCUCCAUGUGACGGGAAAAAGGCUUCAGGCGUGUGUGCGGUGAAUCCACGAUAUCCCCUUGGUCGAGCCUAGCAGAUCCAGGUGUAGCUUUCUUGAGCAUCUCCCCAAUGCAUUUCCAAGCGAAUCUUCCCCUGAUGUCUCAGCCCAUGUGCUCUAGGAAAAAAAGGGUGGUCCGGAUUCUGGUUGGGUGAAUCAAAAGUGGACUGACCAGGCUUGCCUUUUUUGG